CGUAAUAGAAAAUCAACAUGCAAAUGAUACAUGGUUUGAAAGUCACCUUUUGCUCAGUGAAAUAGUUGGAUAUUGCAAGAAAUGUUUAAAAACUCAGGAAAAAAUGAGACAGAAAAAGGAAAAGAACAAGGUGAAGUAGAUGAAUCGCCUGACGUUGGUGUGUCCUCAGAGGCGGUCCAAAUUCCAGCCGUUGAAAAGCGUCGAUGCACCAACAAUCAUGCAUCUAGCUCGGAAAGUGAACAAAAAAUAGCCCAGAACACAACGUGGAAGUUAUCAGAUUUUCUUAUUGAACACCGACUGGGACAUGGACAAUACGGCAAAGUUUAUUUGGUGCGUGAAAAAGCCACGAAAUAUGCGUAUGCAAUGAAAAAACAAUUGCGUGAUGUGACUGCUGAAAUUAUGGUGUGGCGUGAAGUUGGGAUACAAAGAGACUUAUGUCAUCGGAACAUUCUACGAUUUUAUGGAUAUUUUCAUGAUGAUAAAAAGAUUUAUUUAAUUUUGGAGCAUGCACCAAAUGGCAAUUUACGCAAAAAAUUGGAUAAACAGCCGGGGAAACGUUUUGAUGAGAAAUUUGCUGCACGUUGCAUCUAUUCCUGUGCGGAUGCGCUCAGUUAUUUGCAUGAACGUGAUAUUAUUCACCGUGAUAUCAAACCAGAAAACCUGCUGCUUGGAUAUAACGAUGAAUUGAAAAUCGCCGAUUUUGGUUUAUCUAUAAAUGCACAAAACCAACGACGAAGAACUAUUUGUGGAACUCCUGAUUAUAUACCACCGGAAAUUAUGAAUGGUGAACCGUACUCAAAAGAAGUCGAUGUAUGGAGUCUUGGCGUAUUGUGCUAUGAUAUCCUGGUUGGUGAAUGGGCAUUCAAGUCAGAAAAUAAAGAUGAUCAGUACUGGAAGAGAAUUAAAGCUAACUUCAACCCUUUUCCUGACUUUCUCUCACAAACAGCCAGACAUUUGAUCAGAAGGCUGAUAGUUGUGGAUCCACAGUGUCGUUUGACGCUUUCAGAUGUUAAGAACCAUCCCUGGGUCAUCGCUAAUACACAAUAAGCUUGGAUUUAUUGCUCCGAAAUAUACAUGAAUGUUUAAAAUAAAAUCGCUAGAUUUAGAAAUUGCUAUUCAAAUAUACAAGUAUGAAAAAAUAUG
Sitodiplosis mosellana (orange wheat blossom midge) is the source of this 1143-nucleotide messenger RNA. Its product is annotated as aurora kinase C-like. Gene Ontology annotation, biological process: mitotic spindle organization; protein phosphorylation; regulation of cytokinesis. NCBI's taxonomy places the organism in Eukaryota, Metazoa, Arthropoda, Insecta, Diptera, Cecidomyiidae. The record is from RefSeq and is a predicted model, not a curated record. The transcript has 3 exons. Bases 82 to 1047 code for a protein of 321 amino acids. Gene Ontology annotation, cellular component: chromosome passenger complex; spindle microtubule; spindle midzone. Gene Ontology annotation, molecular function: protein kinase activity; ATP binding.